Molecule: messenger RNA, 3255 nt
Organism: Acipenser ruthenus (sterlet)
Lineage: Eukaryota; Metazoa; Chordata; Actinopteri; Acipenseriformes; Acipenseridae
Product: F-box/LRR-repeat protein 4-like
Exons: 9
Coding region: 270-2126 (618 amino acids)
Biological process (GO): SCF-dependent proteasomal ubiquitin-dependent protein catabolic process
Cellular component (GO): SCF ubiquitin ligase complex
Molecular function (GO): protein binding
Source: RefSeq, a predicted model, not a curated record
CGAGGUAAACAUAGAAACAGCUUUAAUGACAGCAUCGACAGCGGUAGUACAGUGGAUUAAGUUAUUGGAGAAAUGGUAAUUUUUUUUUUCAGAAUGAACAUUUAGACAUAUCCUCAUUCUAUCUGAAUGUUCCGCAGUCAACUAGCUUGUGAUAGUGCCCAGCAAAGGAGCUUCCUGAUUGGUGGAUGAAUGUUCUGAGGACAUGCAUGUGGUGUAGAGAAAACCCAAGGCUGCCGCUGCUGCUUUGAACAUACUCACAUUUAAGCCUAAUGUUUCCUUUGCUAACAGUUCUGAGCAUGUUUUACUAUAUCUGCCUUCGGCGCCAAGCCAGGACAGGGACAAGAGGAGAGAUCAUGAACAGUCGGCAAGCCAUUGAAUCCAACCAGCGAACGCUACCUCACACUGUCGAAGUGGAACAGUAUGUCAAAGAAAUUGUCGACUUCAGUUCUCAUUAUGGCAGCGAGAACAGCAUGUCUUACACCAUGUGGAACUUGGCUGGGAUGCCCAAUGUCUACCCUAGUUCUGGCGAUUUCACACAGACAGCAGUUUUUAGGAUGUACGGUAAAUGGUGGGAGCAGUGUGCCAGUGCGCCCCAGCCCUUUCGAAGGACACCGGAUAGAUUUCACAGUCAGGACUAUGUAGAGCUGGCUUUUGAAGAUCCUGUUUACCCCACGUCCAUUGAUAUUCUUGAAACCUACCACCCCGGGGCUGUUAUUCGGAUCCUUGCCUGCUCACUCAACCCAUUCUCUCAGAAUCUACCAGCAGAAGUAAGAUGGGAGGAACUGUGGUCGGGAGAGCCGUCAAAAAUGGUCACACCUCAGGCUCGUCAGUUUUCACCACGCAUCAAGCAAAUAAACUUCCCUACCAACCUAAUACGUUUAGAAGUCAACAGCUCGCUGCUGGAAUAUUACGCAGAGCUGGAUGCUGUUGUUCUACGUGGAGUGAAGCAGAGGUCUUUACUGUCCCUGUACAAGAUGCCACUGAUAGAUAUCAACGAUUUAAGUGACAGCGACGAAGAAAAGGAUGCUUAUGAAGCAGAAAGACUACAUAAGCAAUGCCGAGACACAGGCAUUAAUGAACACACCAAUAAUGGUUACUUUGAUAAACUUCCCUACGAGUUGAUUCAGCUGCUUUUAGAUCACGUCACCCUCCCAGACCUGUGCAGGCUGGCACAGACCUGUAAGCUGCUGUACCAGCACUGCUGCGACCCCCUGCAAUAUAUCCAGCUGAGUUUACAGCCAUACUGGGCACGAGUGAACGACUCCGCUCUCGACCACCUGCAAUCGCGCUGCACCCUGAUUCAGAGACUCAAUCUGUCAUGGAGUGGAAACAGGGGAGCAAUCACUUUAGCGGGGUUCUGCAGGUUCUUGAAAGUGUGCGGUUCCCAGUUGGUGUGCCUUGAGUUGGCAUGCUGUCAUUUCCUGAAUGAGGCCUGUCUGGAAGUCAUUGCUCAGAUGUGCCCGAACCUUCAGGAACUGAACCUCUCCUCCUGUGACAGACUGCAUCCUCAGGCUUUCAGCCACAUUUCCAAACUGGUGGGCUUGAGACGUCUCAUACUGUAUCGCACAAAAAUUGAGCAAACAGCGCUGCUGAGCAUUCUGAAUUUUUGCACAGACCUUCGGCACCUUAACCUUGGCAGCUGUAUCAUGAUUGAGGAUUAUGACAUGAUUGCCAGCAUGAUAAGUGCAAAGAGCAAAAAUCUAAAAUCCUUGGAUAUCUGGAGGUGUAAAAACAUUACAGAGAAAGGCAUCACUGAGCUGGUGUCAGGGUGCAGGUUACUGGAAGAGCUGGAUCUCGGCUGGUGCUCCACUCUGCAGAGCAGCACUGGCUGCUUCGUGCAUCUGGCUCGCCACCUUCCAAAGCUGCGCAAGUUCUUUGUCACAGCAAACAGGACUGUGUGUGACACAGACAUAGAGGAGCUGGCAGCCAACUGCCCAAACCUGCAACAUCUAGACAUUCUGGGAACUAGAAUGGUGAGCCCAGCAUCAUUGAGAAAGCUGCUCCAGUCGUGCAAGGAUCUCCUCCUGCUCGAUGUGUCCUUCUGUUCCCAGAUUGAUACCCGAGUGGUGCAGGAGCUGACUGUCCAGUUUCCCAAAGUGUUCAUCAAAAAAAGCUUUACCCAGUGACCUCCUUGCCCCUGAAUAGCAAGUCUCAGGACGUGAAAGACAGAUCUUUGGAAGAUGUAGCAAAGUCCCUUGUUUCAUAUGGGUGCAGUGAGAUCAAUAUUAAAAUGUUUAAUGUGUAGCUGGUGUACUCAUGUGUACCAUAGGGCCCUAUUCACAAAGCUUUAACUUUGAGUUAUUUUAAUAAUGUUUUUAUAUUCAUUAAACUUAACAGCAGUAGACUGCUGUAACUCAUUCAGGACAAAGUAACCCCCAGAACUCAGGGUUUCCUUUUUUUCGUCUUUGUUUGGUUUUAUAAAUUAUGUUUUAGUGUAAUAUUCUUUUUUUUUAACUCAAUAAGCAUGACUUUGCUGAAGACAACAUAAAUCUGACUUGUGUACUAUAAAUUAUAAAAGCCUCUAUACCUUUAGAAUGCCAGAACAAUUGUCAUGAAGACUAAAAAAUAUUUUUCAUAGAUUCAAAAUAUAUUAUGGUGGAAAAUCAUAGAGUCUAUUCGUCUUCCAAUGGGAAAACUAUAAAGAAAUUUAACAGCUUUUUUUUCUGUGAUAAAUAUGAUGGAUGCAUUUUUCACAUUAUUUGUGCCUUAUAAUAAUGGUCUGUGUUAAUAAGGGUUGCCUCCUGUGAAGGUAAAAAGACUUCCCAUCUUAUGUUCUUGUGACAAAUCAAUAUUAGUUCUGCCAAAUAUGGAUUUUUGACAAGUAUAGGAGAAGCCUACAUUGUGAAAGUGCCAUGUCAUGUCAAGAUACACUGGAAUUGUAAUUUCUAGAAGCACACAAUAAUGUAGAAACUUGAUCUUGAUUAGUGCUUGUUUUUUCUUUCUUUUUUGUAGGACUGGGUUUAUUUAUGAGAAAACUAAAUAUAAAUUAAACAUUUUUGAUCACUCUAUAAUGGCAACUGGAUACAUAUUAGGAUUGAUUGAAUGUUUUUUUCUUCUUUUCUAAUUAUGUAGUGUUCUUUGUAUAUGGUGUGUGGUUUAUUUGUGCCAUGAAAUAAAUAAGUAUAAUUUUGAUUAAUAAAUAUAUAGAGAACUUGGAAACUCCAGUGAUGGUGCUUAAACAUCUUGUUUGCACUGAUAACUUAUUAUUUAAAACAUGUACAAGAUGUGUGCCUCAGCAUUAAAUAAGUAAACAUA